This is a messenger RNA of Recurvomyces mirabilis, 999 nucleotides long. RefSeq names its product cytochrome c1 (gene CYT1). Gene Ontology annotation, molecular function: electron transfer activity; heme binding. Lineage: Eukaryota; Fungi; Ascomycota; Dothideomycetes; Mycosphaerellales; Teratosphaeriaceae. Gene Ontology annotation, biological process: mitochondrial electron transport, ubiquinol to cytochrome c. The record is from RefSeq and is a predicted model, not a curated record. Bases 1 to 999 code for a protein of 332 amino acids. The transcript has 4 exons.
AUGUUGGCCAGGUCGACACUCCACGCCACGCGCGCCAUCGGUGCGGCGAAGACGGGUGCGACGAGGACUGCGCAGCGCAAUGCCUCCACCACUUCCUCCUCCGGCUCGUCUGCGACAUGGAAGGAUAAUGCACUCCUCGGCUCCUCGACUGCCCUUGCUGUGGGCUCCGUGGCGUGGUAUUACUAUCAGUUCGGGCGCCCGGCACAUGCCAUGACGCCUUCUGAGGAGGGCCUCCACGCCCCCGCCUACCCCUGGGAGCACGAAAAGCUCCACAAAACCUUCGACCACAACUCGCUCCGCCGCGGCUUCCAAGUCUACCGCGAAGUCUGCUCCUCCUGCCACUCCCUCGCCCGCAUCCCCUACCGCACCCUCGUCGGCAACAUCAUGACCAACGACGAAGCCAAAGGGCUGGCGGAGGAGAACGAAUACGACACCGAGCCCAACGACGAAGGCGAAACCGAGAAGCGACCCGGGAAAUUAUCGGAUUACAUCCCCAGCCCGUACAAGAACGACGAGGCGGCGCGCGCGGCGAACAAUGGCGCCCUCCCACCGGAUCUCAGCUUGAUGGUCAAAGCCCGACACGGCGGCUGCAAUUACAUCUUCUCCCUCCUCACCGGCUACCCGGAAGAACCGCCCGCGGGCGCCGUGGUGCAAGCGGGUCUGAACUUCAACCCGUAUUUCCCCGGCACCGGGAUCGCGAUGGCGCGGGUGUUGUAUGAUGGGUUAGUCGAGUACGACGAUGGGACGUCGGCUACUACGUCGCAGAUGGCGAAGGAUGUGGUGGAGUUUCUGAACUGGUCGGCGGAGCCGGAGAUGGAUCAGCGGAAGCGGAUGGGGUGGAAGGUUAUGGCUGUGGGCGGGGUGUUGUUUGCGCUGUCGGUUUGGGUGAAGAGGUACAAGUGGUCCACCGUCAAGACCCGCCGUAUGUUGUAUGAUCCCCCCGCCAUGAAGGCCAAGCGGCCGGAUAACGUCACCGUCGGCUCGGCGUUUAGGAAGUAG